This is a messenger RNA of Engraulis encrasicolus (European anchovy), 3082 nucleotides long. Its product is annotated as protein downstream neighbor of son homolog. The coding region runs from base 93 to 1958 and encodes 621 amino acids. The record is from RefSeq and is a predicted model, not a curated record. The transcript is spliced from 10 exons. Lineage: Eukaryota; Metazoa; Chordata; Actinopteri; Clupeiformes; Engraulidae. Gene Ontology annotation, biological process: nuclear DNA replication. Gene Ontology annotation, cellular component: nucleus.
CUGGCGGCAGAAGAACAUAAACAGUGAGGAUCUCGUACGGUGGUAACAGUUUCACAUUUCAAUUUUACGUAACGCGGCAGUUUACAGCGGCAAUGGAUCAAGUAGGAUACUCUCCGAGUUUUAAGAAACCCGCGGAUAUUAUGCGAAUGAGGAGAAAGCGAGCCCGGAGCGAGGGAGUAAGCAACAGCCCACAAGGAGCUCUCUCGACCCGCGGCCAGUCAGUUGCUGGGACCCGUCCAUUCUCACCAGGGCCUUUGAUGAAUGCCCCAAACCGCCCGGGUGGAGGUGUGAAACGGAGAAACCCAUUCGCAAACAUAGAAAAUACUUACAACAGUCCCAGCAAGAGAGCCAAUGCUAGGUCCGAAGGGGAUGUUGAUGUCCUGCUAGAUUUUAAAAAGCGAGUUCCUGUUGAGGCAGAAGGAGAGAACGCGGGUUAUGGCAACAAGAGUGCUUUGUCCUGCGUGGAGCAGCUAAUACAAGAGGACAAAACAAGUGACAAGAAGUCUCCCAUUGCUGUCUUCAAGGACGACUCCCUCUUCGAAGAUGACUUGUUUGAUGAUGGGAAAAGCCCUGCAUUGGUUAAGAGUCCACAACGGCAGGCUGUGGAUGAGGCUGCUCUGGCUGUGCCAGAGGCUCCGGAGUACCCUGCCGACUGGAGCCUGAAGACCCGGCUGCUGUUCACCUCGCCCCAGGCCUUCUCCUGGGCAGAGCAGCCCAAAGCCCUGGAGGAGGCACAGGGCCUGACACAGCACUGCAGGGCCCAGUACGCAGACCUUCCUCACAACAUACAGGAGCCUCGGUCUUGCCCAGAGCUGCGCUGUGGCUUCCAGCAGGCACUGCAGUACUGGCAGCACCCCUCGCUGCCCUGGCUCUCCCUCUUCCCGCGCAUCGGGGCCGAGCGCAAGUUCGCUGGCAAGAGCUCACCCUGGAGCAACGACACCGAGCUGCAGCAGAGCAUGAUGCGCGAGUGGUCGGUGAGUCUGACGUCCUUGUACAGUCUUCUGAAGGCACGCCUCUGCCCGUACUUCUACCUCUGCUCCUACCAGUUCACGGUGCUGUUCCGUGCAUCUGGCCUGAGCGGCACACAGGGCCUCACCGCACUGCUCUCACCCACCACCAGGGGGCUCAGGGAGGCCAUGAAGGCAGAAGGCAUUGACUUCAGCAUGCCUUUGGUGGAAGAUAAGAGGAGGAGCAAGGAACACAGCGAGGCCUCUAAGCCCACUGACGGAGAGGAGCCACACAGCACAGAGGCUGGUGAGCACAGUGACCAAGAGGUGGGCAAAGAAGAGGAGGACGAGGAUGAGGAGGACGAUGAUGAGGACGGAGGCUUCUCCUGGCUGAAAGAGAUGGGCGUGCAGGAUCAGAUCAAGAAGCCAGACUCCAUCUCCAUCAAACUUCGUAAGGAGAGGAGCACGGUGUCUCUGGACCACCGGCCGGAGUCGGUGGUGCUGGUGGAGGGGCCGCACACGCACACACUCAUCAACUUCCUCAUCAACUGCAAGAGCCUGGUGGCCGCCACCGGAUCGCAGGCAGGUCUGCCCCCGACCCUGCUGGCACCAAACGCCUUCAGAGGGGCCACGCUGCAGACACUGAAGGCGCGCAGUGUCAACAUCAAGACGCAGGUGCACUCGGGCUACCAGGACAUGUGCAGCCUGGAGGUGAUGGGCCCCGUCAUGCCCCACUCCCUGCACAUGCUGACGCAGCUGCUGCGCGCCGCCCAGAAGGGCUCCUUCAGCACCGUGCUCUACACGCACGAGCCCACCGCCGUCCUCAACGUGCCCGUCUGCAAAGAGGCCAAGGAGCAGACGGCGCCACCACCAUCGGCAGCAUCAGGAGCGCUGAGUGGAUGCGGCCUGUCCCCCGCCACUCUGCAGCAGGCCCUGGAGCCCGCCUCCCUGGGCAAGGCGGCCCUCCGCCAGCUGCACAUGAGGAGCUACGCCUACACCUGGAAGAGCUGAGAGCACAGCCCAGCCAAUUCAUCCCAUCCUGGUCCAGCCCAGCCCAGCCCAAUUCAUCCCAUCCUGGUCCAGCCCAGCCCAGUUCAUCCCAUCCUGCUCCAGCCCAAUUCACCCAUCCUGGUCCAGCCCAGCCCAUCCCAAUUCAUCCCAUCCUGGUCCAGCCCAAUUUAUCCCAUCCUGGUCCAGCCCAGCCCAGUUCAUCCCAUCCUGGUCCAGCCCAGCCCAAUUCAUGCCAUCCUGCUCCAGCCUGGUGACGGAGUAUGGUGGCUGUGGAGAGCAGUGCUGCUGUGCCAGUCUGCUGCCUGUUUUUGUAAUCUCUGUGCCCAUCUUGUGGCUUUUUUUUUGAAUGCUGCAAAGUUUACUGUGCAUAUUCAACACUUGGGGGAGUAGCACCAGAUGUAGUACCAUUCUGAAGACCAUUCCAUGAAAUUGAGCUGUGGCUGCAAAUUUUACUGUUAAGCUUAAAUGUCUGUACCAGGGGCACAGCGGGACACCGUGCCAGACAGACUAACCAUGUGUGUCGUGCCAUUUUAUCACUGAUCUCUAAUUGACCUUUCAGUGAACUCUGACCUCAGCUUCACAGGAUGGCACCUCUGAUAUCUUUGUUUUCUCUCUCUCUGCAGAGGGUGUGACUGACUGGCCUUAUUCUGUUCUAUAGAUAGUGCACUGGGUUGUGAAGAACGAGACAUCUCAGUUGGAGCAAUGCUUUCUCCAUGUCUCAGGGUAUUUUAGAGAAGUAUAUUAUUAAUGUUUUAGUUCUUAUUUUAUUUUUUUAUUUUUUAAAUUAACACCCGGAUAUCACAGUGCGCACAAGCGGACUAACGUUGGUGUCUGAAGAGUAAGGGAGAAUUUAAGUAGUUAGACAUCUCCAUGCAAAAGAAUGAGAUUCAUGAGAUGUGCGGUGUAACGCAGAAAGGUGUAUAGAAUUACCACAGUUUACAUCUGUCCAUACUCAGCAGGCCUGUAUUUAUUUUGGGGCGUUUUGGCGUCAUUGAAUUGGGGAAUUGCUUUUGCCACUGCUAAUGUCCAAAUACCACGUCACUGCCUAAUGUGUAUUAUCUUUUAUGAAUUUGUGAUUGUGCUUUGUAUGUUGAGUGAUUAAAAUAUCAGGUGUUUGUAUCAUC